AAAAUUAGUAUGUCCGAAGAAUAAUUGUGUCCUAAUCACGAACUUGCUGAACAUAUGGCUUCAAAUUUGCGUCCUUCGAAACGAAGUUCCUGGAAGAAGUCAUUAGAAUUCGCGUUGUAUGAACGGUUUAUUAUCUUUCUAGGAUUCAUUAGAAUAUUUUAAUAGAAAUAUGCAGCGUAAUUUACUCCGAGCGUCAAAUUUUCAGCUAUUGCAAAAACGCUUCUUCAAGAAAUACCAUGUCAGGGUUAGAUUUGCGCCCAGUCCUACUGGUCAUUUGCACUUAGGAGGAUUACGUACUGCAUUGUACAAUUAUUUAUUUGCACGCAGCAACAAGGGCACCUUCCUUCUGAGAAUCGAAGACACCGAUCAGACAAGAGUCGUUCCUGGAGCAAUAGAGAAACUUCAGGACGACUUGCUAUGGGCAGGAAUCAUACCUGACGAGGAUCCUACCAGAGGUGGUCCAACCGGUCCUUAUGUACAAUCAGCACGGCUUGAAUUAUAUAAGGAACAAGUGUUGAAACUCUUAAACAAUGAAUCUGCCUAUUAUUGCUUUUGCACUGAGACAAGACUGAAUUUAUUAAGAAAAGAAGCAAUAAAAUGUGGCCAAAUACCUAAAUAUGAUAACAGGUGUCGACAUUUUAAUAAAGAUAAAGUGAAAGAAAUGCUUAGGAAGAAUUCGUCUUAUUGUAUCAGAUUUAAGUUAUCAUCCACACCAGAAUCCUUUAACGACUUGGUUUAUGGAGAUGUAUUGCAUGAUAUUUCUAAAACUGAAGGGGAUCCAGUCAUUGUAAAAUCAGAUGGCUAUCCUACUUACCACUUUGCAAAUGUGAUAGAUGAUCAUUUUAUGGAAAUUUCUCAUGUCUUACGGGGUAUUGAGUGGCAAGUUUCUACACCUAAGCAUAUUAUGCUUUAUAAAGCGUUUGGUUGGGAUCCUCCUAUUUAUGGACAUUUGCCUUUAAUAUUAAAUGCAGAUGGAACCAAAUUAUCAAAGAGGCAAGGUGAUAUAAAGGUUGAGUCAUUUAGAAAACAGGGUAUUUUUCCAUUAGCAUUAUUGAAUUAUGUGAUAGGCGCUGGCGGUGGUUUCUAUAAAGAACAACAGAAUCAAGAUCUUUACAGUUAUCAGCAGCUAAUUAAAAAGUUCGAUAUUAGUAAAUUAAAAAUGAGUUCUGGCAAACUUAUGCCUGAAAAAUUAUUAGAGUUUAAUAAAUUGGAAAUAGCAAACUUGCUAAGAAACGAGAAGAAUCAUAAAUUUUUAAUUGAGCGGGUUAAAAAAUUAGUGUUGGAAGCAUUUUCCGAAAGGAAAAAUGAUGGAAGUUUGCAGUUGGAUGAUUAUCACAUAAUUAGUACGUUAAAAUGGUCACAAAAUAGAAUAUCUACACUCAAUGAUCUUGUCAAAGAGGAGCUUGCAUUUUUAUGGAUUGUUCCAGCUUCUGUGCCAAAUAUUGAACAAGCUGGAUGUUCAGAUGCGAUCAAACUGUUAAAUGCAGAAUUAGGUGAAAUAGAUGAAAGUAAUUACAAGACUGAUUGGAUGAUCAUGUAUCUGAAAAACUUUGCCGAAAAGAAUAAAAUUCCAUUUGCUGCUUUGAUGAAAAUUCUGAGAAGCGUUUUAAGCGGUUUAAAGGCUGGACCACCCGUUGCUGAAAUGAUGGAAAUUUUAGGAAAGGAUAGAACAUUGUUACGAUUACAGCGUUGCGUUUCCUGAGAAUUUAUAUAAAUUAUUUAAUUGAAGAUUGUGAUAUACUUUAUAUUGAUUGUGACAUAUUUUCUAUUGACAGUAAGAUACAUCUGGAAUAGAUUUGUGAUUAAAUUUAUAUGUUACUAUAUAUAACAGAAA
Nylanderia fulva is the source of this 1834-nucleotide messenger RNA. RefSeq names its product putative glutamate--tRNA ligase, mitochondrial (gene GluRS-m). The record is from RefSeq and is a predicted model, not a curated record. Gene Ontology annotation, biological process: glutamyl-tRNA aminoacylation. NCBI's taxonomy places the organism in Eukaryota, Metazoa, Arthropoda, Insecta, Hymenoptera, Formicidae. Gene Ontology annotation, molecular function: zinc ion binding; glutamate-tRNA ligase activity; ATP binding. Gene Ontology annotation, cellular component: mitochondrion.